AUGGAAUAAUAGAAGGUAUAAUGGAACCCUCGGGAAAGGAAAGAGGCUUACACACUUUUUAUUCAUUUUACUAGCUAAGACUAAGCAUAAAUAGAUGAGCAUCUGAGCUAGCUAAACACUUUGGAUUUAUUGAAUAAAGGAAUUAAGGGUGGCAAUACCAAUUUGCUAGUUCUAAGAAAGGAUAUUACUUGUCAAGAGUAGAGUUAGUAAUAGAUUUAGCUGUUUAAUGCUUUAACUUGUUUGUCACAAUUAGAGGGAGGUUUAAUGAAAGGUUAAAAUGAACACGAAUAGACAGUUAUUGAGAAGAAUUUCUUCAAAGUUUAGGUUUAGGAUAAUAAGCAUGCAAAUCUAUUUCAUUAUGGGGGUUUAAAUGUAAAGGUAAUCUCUAAUUCACAAAAUAUCCUUGAUUAAGCCGAAAAAUACAGUAUAUCUAAUGUACUUUUUAAUCAGCAAGACAUAAAUCAACAAAUGGUUACAGAUGGUGACAAUCAAAUUCACUUAAAGCUAGCAUAUUUAGUAGACCCUUCAUAAAGUGAUAUCUAAUCAAUUUUGACUUUCAUUGACAAUAAAGAAUAAUCUGAACCAAUUUUUAGAUAUAUUGGGAUAUACCCCCAAUCCAUUCAGUAAAAUCAUUUAAAACCAAAGAAGUAUGAUAUUUUAGAAGGAAUCGCAGCACCAUAGUCAUAUGUGAGAGUAGGAAGUAUGAUUUUGAAUGAGGAGUCAGAUAUUGAUUAUGAAAAGGCUGUACUCAUUACUGAAAUUGAUGAAGACUAUCAAAGAAGGGAUAAGUUUGAAAAUUUGGAGUAAAUUCAAAGUGAACUAAAGACAGAGUUAGGUAAUCCAUUCUUCUAGAAAUAUCAGCUGGCUGAUACUUUUAUGAGAAAUAUAGCAUUCAAAUUAGGGAAAUUAGAGAAAUUCGGAGCUUGA
Molecule: messenger RNA, 927 nt
Organism: Stylonychia lemnae
Lineage: Eukaryota; Ciliophora; Spirotrichea; Sporadotrichida; Oxytrichidae
Source: the annotation of a GenBank genome assembly